AUGAGUUAUGCAAAAAUUGUCUGUAUUGUCACUUUGGAAAGCCGUGUAUAUCAGAAAAACGCUGUCAAAAAUGCAAUUCAGAUCAUAACACCAUCUUACAUGACGCAUUUUCGCAAGGCCAUCAAUAUGGCCAAACAGCAUCGCGACCGACAUCAUCGAACAUCAAGUUUGAGCCAAAUAGGAAUAAAAAUACUCACGUGUCACUACAACGUGACGUUCCACCCGAAGUACUGUUGGCCACAGCUAUGCUAAAAGUAAAAUCAGCGGAUGGUACAUAUCAUACAUUAAGGGCACUUAUAGAUCAAGGUUCACAAACAUCCUUAAUCACAGAAAAGGCAGCGCAGGCAUUGAGACUAUCGAGGAGCAAAUUCCACGGUAUCAUAUCAGGAGUAGGUACUAAGGAAAGUACUUGUAAAGGUAUCACCAAAAUCUGUUGCUCAUCAAUGGACAACAAUUAUCAAUUCGAGACCGAGGUUCUUAUCAUGAAAUCUCUUAUCAAAAAUUUACCCAGUGUCUCAUUUAAUGAACCAGAAUGGUCAUUUUUAAACAAUAUCAAACUUGCUGAUCCGCAGUUUUAUAUAAGUCGACCAGUCGAUUUACUGCUCGGCGCUGAUAUAUACUCUAUCAUUUUGUUGGAAGGAAUAUGCAAGCAACAUGAGAACGUACCUAUAGCCCAACAAACACAGCUGGGUUGGAUUUUGUGCGGUCAUGUUAAAAAAUUACAAUGCAACGUAACAUUAUGCGAUAUUGACGAAAUAAAAAGGUUUUGGGAAAUAGAAGAUAUCACCGACAAAUCGCAACUAUCAUCAUCAGAAGAGCAAGUUAUAAAUUUUUAUCAAAAAACAACCCGGAGAUUAGAGGACGGCAGGUAUUCAGUGAGGAUACCAAUGAAGGAAAACUUCGAGGACAAACUCGGGACCUCCAAAAAUAAAGCUGUUGCUCAAUUCCGUCAAUUAGAGCGAAAAUUCUGUAAAAAUAAACAAAUGGAAUCUGAUUACAAAGCAUUCAUUCAUGAGUACCUAUCGCUCGGUCACAUGAAACUAUCAACAUAUGACGGCAAUAUGAAACCUACCUUCUUUUUGCCGCAUCAUAGUGUCACACGCGAAGAAUCAACAACUACUAAGACUAGAGUAGUAUUUAAUGGGUCAGCACCUACCUCAACAGGACAUCGCCUUAAUGACCUUAUGGAAUGCGGGCCCAAUCUUCAACAAGACCUUCAAACGCUUAUCAUUAAAUGGAGGCAAUAUCAAAUCGCGUUCACAGCCGACAUAGAAAAAAUGUAUAGGCAAAUCUGGGUGCAUGAAGAAGAUCAGAACCUUCAAAAGAUCAUAUGGAGAGAUUCACCAGAGCAUGUACUCCAGGAAUAUCAACUAAGAUCUGUCACCUAUGGACUCCGCUCAUCAGCGUUUCUUGCUAUGAUGACACUGCGGAGAUUAGCGGCAGAUGAAAAAGAAAUCAACCCAAACAGCAUUGCAGCAGAUGUCAUUGAGUCCUGCUUUUACAUGGAUGAUCUCGUGCAUGGCUGUCAUACAGCAGAAGAAGCUGAAGAACUGAAAGAAAACCUUAUGUCGGUGCUCCAGAGUGGAGGAUUUAACCUGCGCAAGUGGAAAUCAAAUCACUUACCUAUAUCAACCACAUCAGAAUCAGAACAAACAGAAUUUGACUUUAAGCAUGCAGAAACAUCAAAAACUUUAGGGUUAAGUUGGAACCCCAUUCAAGACUGUUUCACAUUCCAAUCAAAAAUUGAAAUAUCAUCAGAAGUGGUGACAAAGAGAUCAUUCCUAUCAGACCUUUCGAAGAUCUUCGAUCCCAUCGGAUGGCUCUCCCCACUGACUACAAAAUUAAAAAUUAUGUUCCAGCAAGUAUUUAUGUCACAGAUUGCAUGGGACGAUCAACUACCAAAAGAUUUAACCACAGAAUGGAUGGUGCUUAGAGAGGAUAUCAUAAAUAUCAACUAUUAUCAAAUACAACGAUGGCUUGGCACUGUUAACGGCGACGAGAUUGAGUUGCACGGCUUCUGCGACGCGUCUCUGAAAGCUUAUGCGUGCGUCAUCUACUGUAAAAUCAAGAGAGGAGACCAUGUAUCAAUCAACCAAGUAACUGGAAAGGCAAGACUAGUUCCUGCUAGCAGCACCAAAGAAGAAAAGGUAUCAUUACCUAGAUUAGAGCUAUGUGGUUCUCUUCUACUAUCAGUUGUUAUGGAGAAAGUCAUACAAUGUCUAUCAGAAGACUAUAAAAUAUCAGUUUACGGAUGGUGCGACAGUAAAAUAGUGCUAGGAUGGCUACAGGGUGAGCCGGCACGUUGGAAAACUUUCGUGGCCAACAGAGUAUCAAAGGUGGUGAAGACCAUCCCAUCAGACUCAUGGAGAUAUGUGGCAUCAGCAGAUAAUCCGGCAGACUGUGCUAGCCGAGGACAAUCAGCCACGGAACUCAAGAACAACGCCCUCUGGUGGUGCGGGCCGGAAUGGCUUCGAGAGUUCGAAAAAACAACCGCUGAAAAGGAAACAUAUCAAACCGAUCAAGAAAUCAAAAAGAUAAAGCAAGUAAACGUCACGCAGCAAGACAACAAUGACGUCAUCAAUAAGGUCAUCAAGCAUUUCAGCUCCCUGAAAAAAGUUAAAUCCAACAAAUUAGUACUGCACUCCGAAAUAGAACUACCAAAAAUGGCUGCUAUUAAUCACAUGUUUAAUAUAACGCUGCCUUUAGAGAAUAUCACCACAGAAUCAAUGUCAGACCAAGAGCACCAGCAACAAUUAUCAGAAGUUCAGAGACAACUGGAUGACAUGAAGCAGAGAAAACAAUAUGCCAGCGGAAAAGGAAGAGCGAAGCGUCGUGACCUCGACGAAGACGACAGCAGCGGCACCGCCGGCGAGAGCACGGUAACGCCCCGCCCAGGCGGUGGCGCGCCCGCCGAGCACGUGGCGGUUGUCCCUACCGCAGCGAGCGACCUCCCCGCCGCGCCCGGCGCGCCCCACGCGCACGAGCAGAACGCGGCACGCGGGUCCCCUGCGGUACGCGCCCCCCCCGCCACGCCCGGCGCGUCGAACGAGCACGCUGCGCGCGGCCGCCCUGCCUCGGCUGUCUCGGCUGGCCCGCCCUACGCGUCCUACGAGGAUGCUGCGCGCGGCCGCCCUGCCUCGGCUGACUUGGCUGGCCCGCCCUACGCGUCCUACGACUACCGGCCUUGA
This is a messenger RNA of Plutella xylostella (diamondback moth), 3188 nucleotides long. The record is from RefSeq and is a predicted model, not a curated record. Lineage: Eukaryota; Metazoa; Arthropoda; Insecta; Lepidoptera; Plutellidae.